CACCGAGCGAGAAUUCGAAAAUAUAUAUCAAAUUUUGACGUCACAAGACGCUAAGCGUCGGCAUCGUUCUCCAUAAUAUAAUAUUCGCUAUAUUUUUGCACAUUCCCUCGAUGCCAGAAUAUAAACGUCGUUUGGUCAACGUUUAGUUACAUUCAUUAAUUUGCCGGCCGAACAAAAACAUCACAUUCAGAAAAUUUUGUUUCCUCUUAAUUUCAACUUAAAAAUAGUGAAUAGCAUUUUCUAAGUGAGUUUGUGCAGUGACUAUUCUUUUCUUAAAUAUUUCGAGAUGUCUACUUGUGUCAACGAAAGGGUUUUUGUGGACUCUCCACUCAAGUCUAAAGUAGCUCUAUUCAACAAUUUCGCUGAUAGACACAUUCAAGGUCAAUCAAUAAAUCCUUUUUCAAAUGGAAGUCGAGUCGGUAGUCUACCUAGACCGUCCAUAUCCAAAGAAGAAUAUGGGAAACCACCAAAAGGUUCUCUUUCGGAAAUCAGAUCGCUCAAAGCAACCAUUCAUGUCAGCAGGGAAAUGUUACAGCUGUGUCAGGUUAUAGAUCAAUGCGGGGAACGUCUUUUCAGUGUUGAAGAAAAACCUAGCGAUCCUAGAAAAGUUAUCAGCUUCGGAGAUCUUUUUGCAAUAUAUACCGCUAUUUCUGAUAAAGUGGUUGGAAUUCUACUAAGGGCUCGAAAAUAUAAUCUGGUGGAUUUUGAAGGAGAAUGUUUGUUUCAAAGACAAGAUGAUCACGUGCCAAUAAUUCUCAUGAAACCAAUUGAAGAUAUAACAAAAUUUUUAGAGGAACGGAUUCAGAACGCGAUGAAAUCAUUGAAGGAAUGCGAAGAGAUUUAGGAAAUAAAUUAUUGAUUAAUUUCGCAAAUACUAACGUUAAACUAAGAAGAAUGGACCAUAUAUCACUAAUACUGUUAACAAUAUGACUAUAAAAGUAUUAUAAUUAAAAGAAAGAUGCAGUCGAGUAUUUCCAAACCGGUCUAAAGUACAUUUAUUUAUAUACAAAAUAUAUACAAAAAUAUAUAAAUCGAGGUUUUGAAAGCUUUUCAUUCGCUAUUAAGAAAAAUUAUAUAAAUCAUCUUCAAUUUAUGACUAACAUUUGACAUUUAAUUUCAAUGCAUUCAAUGCAAGUAUUAGGAAGAUAUGAAAUUGAAAGCAUCAUUUGUAGUAUAAGAAAAUGUAGUUGUUAAAAUCGUAACUGUUGUAAAUAUUUUUAUGUAAGUACUUUUCGUUUUUACUAUACUCAAAAGAUUCAGUAUUGUCACUUCCAUUUUAUAGUCGAUAAAAUAAUUUUACAAAUAAACUUUACAAACAAUAUAAAA
Molecule: messenger RNA, 1326 nt
Organism: Diorhabda carinulata
Lineage: Eukaryota; Metazoa; Arthropoda; Insecta; Coleoptera; Chrysomelidae
Product: actin-binding Rho-activating protein-like
Exons: 5
Coding region: 287-844 (185 amino acids)
Biological process (GO): positive regulation of Rho protein signal transduction
Molecular function (GO): actin binding
Source: RefSeq, a predicted model, not a curated record